Messenger RNA from Rhizopus microsporus ATCC 52813, 939 nucleotides. RefSeq lists its product as uncharacterized. Bases 123 to 833 code for a protein of 236 amino acids. The record is from RefSeq and is a predicted model, not a curated record. The transcript has a single exon. Lineage: Eukaryota; Fungi; Mucoromycota; Mucoromycetes; Mucorales; Rhizopodaceae.
AAAAAAAAUCCUAGUUUUAACCUCCUUUGUAUUUCUUUAGCAUAAAAUAAAAGUAACAUCCAAAAGAAUGGGUGGUUUAUUGUGUAAAAAUAAAAGACACUAUACAAAAGCUUGAAAACUUAAUGAAUGCUUGCAUUUUGCUCAAUGUGGUUAUUGUUGGUAGUAGAGCUCAAGAUACCGCCGCCAAGGAGGUUGUUAAGGACGCCACCUUGAAUAAGAGCACCACCAGAGUUGGUACUGGCUGUAUUUCCGGAGCCUCCAGCAGAUUGGUUGAUGAUCUUGUCACCACCGGCUACCUUGCAGGAGUUGCAUUCGGUGUGGUGGUUAUUGUUGUUGCUGUUAUGGUUAUUAUUGUUGUUGUUGUCAUGGUUGUUGUUAUUGUUGUUGUCAUGAUCUCCCUUAUCGCCGCCAUUGCUUCCACCAUGGCCCUUACCGGGUUUACCAGGCUUGUCAUGAUCCUUGUCACCACCUUUACCGGGCUUGCCAUGAUCUUUAUCACCACCUUUACCAGGCUUGCCAUGAUCUUUAUCACCACCCUUUCCUGGCUUUCCAUGGUCAUUGUCACCACCUUUUCCGGGUUUACCAGGCUUUCCAUGACCCUUAUCACCGCCCUUACUGGGCUUUCCAGGCUUGCCAUGACCCUUAUCACCACCCUUCCCGGGCUUUCCGGGCUUGCCUCCGUGAUGACCACCACCAUGUCCUUUAUUUCCACCACUGGGAUGACCUACACUGCAAGAACGAGCUUCGACGGGAGCAGCAGCAACAGCAGUAGCAACGGAGAGAAUAGCAACGAUUGUAGUAAAUUUCAUAUUUUUAAGGAACGGAACGAGUAACUAAAAGUAUUUGAAUUGAACUUUUUGAAGACAACAUAGAAUAAGCUACCCUCUUUUUAUAUCAACCAAGUGCAGGAGAGAUGUAACCUCAAAAAAGGGAGUUGAC